Molecule: messenger RNA, 1827 nt
Organism: Talaromyces proteolyticus
Lineage: Eukaryota; Fungi; Ascomycota; Eurotiomycetes; Eurotiales; Trichocomaceae
Product: heat shock protein 70 family
Exons: 3
Coding region: 29-1693 (554 amino acids)
Biological process (GO): protein refolding; cellular response to unfolded protein
Cellular component (GO): cytoplasm
Molecular function (GO): heat shock protein binding; ATP binding; ATP-dependent protein folding chaperone
Source: RefSeq, a predicted model, not a curated record
CUAUCGAGUACAAUUUGAAAACAUAAAAAUGGCAUCAUCUAUGAACAGAAGGCGAACGCUGUAUUUUCUAGGCUUUUUAGCUGUGCUGUCUUUGGCAAUAUUCCUCCGUCCUCGAAACCCUAACUGGCCUAAAUGGACUAAUCGUCAAGGGAGUGGCGGUGAUGGAAACGAACCCGAGAAGUCCAUCGGUAUUGAACUGGGCGAUGAUUAUUCCCGAGUUGGCGUUAUACUGAACGAUACAUUCCAUUUGAUUCCAGACGAGCAUGGCCGUACUGCAAUACCUUCAUAUGUCGCAUUCACAGAGAGUGGAACAUUGGUAGGCUUCGAGGCAAAGGAGCAGGCGGCUAAAAAUCCCAAAAAUACAAUUUUUGACUUCCGCGACUUACUCGGACGGAAGUUCUCGGACCCGGAAGUUCAAAACAACUUGAAAUUCUUACCAUACGACGUUAUUGACAACGAGGGCAAGCCCGGAAUUCGAAUACCCAAUAGUGAUGGAUCAGUACAUCUCACGACAGCAGAAGAUAUCGCAUCCAUCAUACUGGGCCAGUUAAAAGCCAAUGCAGAGAACUUCUUAGGAAAAACUAUAUCGAAUGUUGUUGUAUCAGCCCCUGUUCAUUCCUACACCGACCGUACGCAGGUAGAGGGUAUCAAAGAGGCUGCUAUGGCCGCCGGAUUCACAAAUGUCGAUCGUGUCGGACAGGAGCCAGUGUAUGCUGGAAUAGGGUAUAAAAUGGACGCUCCAGGUGGUUGCGGACGCUCUGAUGAGUGUUACGCUAUCUUGUACCAUGUUGGAGAAAGGCAUUCCACUGUCUCUGUUGAACUAAUUGACGACGGGAUAUUCGAAAUCUUAGAAUACGUUAGAGAAAGACACGCUGGAUCGCACGAUCUAAAGAGCUUUCCAAGUCAUGAACCCGACCCUACAUGCACGACACUACAGUGUCAGCAACAUGGAUAUGAACCCCGGGAGAAAAUUUUUGGGAGAGUACAAAAGGUCCUGAAGGAUGCGAAGAUCAUUGAAUCCCAAGUCGAUGCAAUUGUUUUGGUGGGGAAUGAUUCGCAAGCGGACUGGAUCAAAUCAGUCCUAGGCGAGACUUACCCUUCAAGCAAAUUCAUUAACGCGAGUUCAAUUACUCCCGAAACAGCCAUUGUCCAUGGAGCAGCCAUCAUUGCCAAUGUCAUUUCUAAUGAUGAUAACCUAUGCACUCUUAGUUUCCCGAUGCUUCAAUUAUCUAUCGGGAUUGAAACGGAGUACGGCCAGUUCGAGGUAAUGAUGCCUACAUAUCAGGUUCUACCAAGUCGGAGGGAAAAGGUUUUCGAGAUUGAUGUGGCGGAUGAUCAAGAAUAUAUUACGGUAGAUGUGUAUGAAGGUCAGAGAAUGAUGGCGCAGAGCAACAACUACCUCGGGUCUAUGAAAUUACACAUCGGAAGAGCAGCGAAAGGUAAAAUGGAAAUCGAGGUGUCAACGAGUGUGGAUGUUAAUGGAAAACUGGAGGUUCAAGUAAAAGAAAGGAAUCCAGAACACAGGUUGGCUGUCGAGAAACUGUUUGACAGAUAUAACUCUGAAGAACUUGACUCAAUCUAUAAGGAGGCAGAGAUAUAUUAUGAGGAAGACCUAGAAACUAUACAGAAAAACCGCAAGGAAGCGAAACGAAACGGGCUUCGACUUGUUCCCUUGGAACCUAUCAAUAGCUAAACAAGCACCUACAGGAAACAAAAUAUGAAAAGUGAUGACCGAAAUUUCUUAAAUUCAACUUUUCCCUUUAGUAUUAUUAUCAUCAAAUUUGACUCAGUCUCCCCAUUCAAUUAAAAGCGGUCCUUUUUUUUCGU